Rosa chinensis is the source of this 543-nucleotide messenger RNA. RefSeq names its product dirigent protein 1. The record is from RefSeq and is a predicted model, not a curated record. Lineage: Eukaryota; Viridiplantae; Streptophyta; Magnoliopsida; Rosales; Rosaceae. The transcript has a single exon. The coding region runs from base 1 to 543 and encodes 180 amino acids.
AUGGCUUUAAAUUUUAUACCAAAGCUGACCCCUCAUCUUUCUCCAGUGUUUCUGCUCGUUCUAUCCGUGACUGUAUUUUUAGCACCUGUUGAGCAGUCUGGGUCUGAAAAAGAAUUUGAGAUGAAGUACUACAUCAUGGAAAUCCAGUCUGGUCCCAAUGCCACAGUGGUACCUGGUACAGGUAUUGCCGGAAAGCUUUGGUCCCCGACCAACUGGGGAACAAUUCUCGUCUGUCAUAACCCGUUUGUUGAAGACCCAAGCCCAUACUCACGAAAAGUUGGCCAAGUCCGGGGCUUGGAAGUGGCAUCAUCAAAAGACGGAGAGUACAACUAUAUUUGCUCUUCUACUAUGUUCACAAGAAGCGAGUACAAUGGCAGCACCUUACAGGCACAAGGAACAUUCAACAGGGCUUCCAGGGGAGCUAGCGUGCUUUCGAUCGUAGGAGGUACCGGAACGUUUAAGGGCGCUAGGGGAAUUGCUAUGCUUCAAACAUAUAGCGCCUCAUUUUUACUAUUCAUCAUCAAGUUUUCACUUCCCAAAUGA